AUGAGUGCUCCCCUCGCCUCCGAGUUGUCUGAGUUGGCGGCGCCGCGCCCCGGCUUCCGGCUCUCGGCGCCCCACGCGCUCGCGGCUCCAGCGGCUGCAGCCCACGUCCGCGCCGGGAGCCGAGCUCGCCGCGCCGCGCCGCGCCAGGGGAGCCCGGGCUCCCGAGCUCCUGUCCCGGCCCCGGUCCAGGGGAAAGCAGGGGUGUCCCCGGGCAGAGGCGCACGGCCGCGCGGUCUCCCGCACUCUCCGCGGCCCAUCGGUCUCUCCAUGGCCUCUCAUCAGCAAUCCCGGAUCCAGGCUUACCUGGAGAAGAACAAGAUCGGUCCCCUGUUUGAGGAAUUAAUGACCAAGUUAAUUACUGAGACACCUGACCAGCCAAUCCCAUUUCUCAUUGGCCAUCUUCAGUCUAAACAAGAAAACCGUGGACACCUUCAAAGAACUUUAUCUGGAUCUGCAGCUCUCUGGGCAGAAAGUGAAACAUUAGAACAUAAAGGAACAAGAAGGGAAUUCAGAAACUAUGAUAAACCCUGGCAGUUAAAUGCAAAGAAGCCUAAAAAGUCAAAAAGCGACCUUGCUGUGUCUAAUAUUUCUCCACCAUCGCCAGAAUCAAAAUCAUUGCCAAGGUCAGUAGAUCAUCCUAAGUGGAAGUGGAGGAAUAAACCAGAAAGCCGUGAUUUUGAUGAAUUGAACCACAUCCUUCAAGAGAGCAAGAAACUGGGAAAAGCCCUUGAGAAUCUCUCUCGAAGUAUUGCAAUUUCAGAUGAACUCGAUAAGGAAGCAGUGGCGUUUCAUUCUUCUCUUCUGAGACCCCGUGUAAUUGGAGAGUGGAUUGGUCGAGAAGAGAACGAUGCUGAUCCACUGGCCGCUGAAAUGCUACAGCCCCCAAUUCCAAGAAGUAAAAAUGAACAAUGGGAAAAUGAAGAUAAUAGCUCUAGCCCUGCAGGAAGCUUAAAGGUGGAGCCCAAGACUAAAGGAUUAAAACAGCAGCAACAGCAGCAUAAGAAACUUCUGGCAGCAAUGCUCUCUCAAGAUUCUUUCGAGUCUGUCCAUAGCCCCACCCCAUCGGUAACAGAAGAAGAUAUUGAUAAUGAAGAUGAUGCAAUGGAAUUGCUGGGUAAUUUUAAAAAUUAAUAAUUUCUCUUUUUCUUCUCUGGCAUUGUAAAAGUGCAUAGUGGUUAAGAGAUUUUUAAAGUUUUGAGUAGUUUUGUCUUAGGGGAAAGAAACCGUUUAGCACACACUUGCAUUAGGCUUUCAUGGAGUUAAGUUGAAAUCACCUGAGCAUGUGAAGUACUUAUUAGACUGUAUUUUGUGCUUUGUAUAUGCAGCACUUACCUUCUGACUACUUAAUCAAGAUUUAUUCUCUGUGCACUUGUGAUACAAAUUCAAGUUUGUCUGCUUUAUUCUCCUGUUAUGAUUGCCUUGAUCACAUCUUUUGUCUAUAAAAGGCACCCAGAGUACAUAUUUCAGCCCGCAUUCCAAGAUGUCUCCCUAUUGUUUCAAGGAUGUUUUAGAAAAAGCAAGUUAAAUUUAAAAGGGCAGAUAGUAAAUUAAUGUUUUAUGUCUUUCAUAAAUGACAGGAAAGUUGGCAGAGAUUUCAGUGUUUUUACAGGCUCAUUACUUUCAUGAAAGUUUUAUACAUAGGAAGUCUUUUAUAUCUUUUAAAGAAGUAAAUGCAUAUUUUUGUUUCGUCAGAAAUCUCUGCAUAAUAGUUUUUUUAAAUUGAACUUCCUUUUGUAAAACCGUUUUUUCAAAAGAAGGAAAUUAAAUUUUAUUUCAGAGUGAAUUAUCCACAUAUAAAACAUUGAGUUUUUAAUUCAGUGAUAUUAGCUAUUCUAUUCUAAAUAAUUAGAACAAUUUUCAAAUACUUUGUAGCAAUAUACUAGAAAGUGAAUAAAUAAUAAAAUCAUUUGAAUGCUUCAGAUAAAUUUAACAUAUAGAAAAAGGAGCCCCAGAAGUGUACAGAUUUUUUUUAAUUAUUUUUUUUCUAAACUAGCUUCCUUGGUUUUAAGUGUUUAUGUGUUUAAGUGUUUAAAAUACUAUCAUUAUAAUAAAUGAUAUAGGUCUCCAUGCAUAGGCCUACAAGGUGUUAUUAAUUAAUGGUGGCAGGUUCACUGAUAAUUUCUGAUGUUAUAAUAACUGCAUUCAUUCCAGCAUUGAGGAGGCUAUGUCAUGGCAUUUUCACUUCACGCUGUCCAUCUUUUUUUUAAGAACUGUUAAAUCUGUGUGUUUUUUAAGGAAUCUCAUCUCCCUGCCUCCAAGUCAGUAAUGUGGCAGAUGUGUCAGAUAUGGUGGUGGUGCCUUCAUUCAACUUCCAUUCAGUGAACGUUUACUGAAUGCUAGGCCCUAGACUUGGUCCUGGGGAUGUAAAAAUAAAAUAAUCAUGGUUUCUGUUCACAGGAACUUUACAUUCUAGUGUUCAAGAUGAAACUGUAAAUGUCACUCUAAUAUUUUUUGCUACAGUUGCUAAUUUGAUUAAGCGCAGAGUUGUACAUAGGAAUAACAUCUAAUGCAGAAAAGUAGGGGCCGGUUAUCAGGGAAUGUUUCCUAGAGAGUCUGAUUCCUCUGGUAAGUCCCAGAGGACACGUAGAUGUAGUUCAGCAGGCAGUGUGGUCAUUACCCCUGCAGGUUUGCUGUUGUAAGGAUGGACUCUUGCAGUUGUGCUCCAUGACUGUGCCUGUACAUUGUUCCUCUGCUUCAGUCAGUAACCGUGAAGGGGGCAAGUCUGGAACUGUUAAUGGAUGUUGCCUAUGUAACAUCAGUGUUGGUGUGUUGGUACAUUGACAUUGGGUUUGCAGGUAUCCUUCUGUCCCCCUCAUUUCCUUUAUAGAAGAGCUCAUGGUCAGUUGAUACCCGCAUGAAGGCGGUUAUACUCUGUGUUGCAAAGAGAAUCUUUUGAAGAAAUCCAAGCAUUCUCCAAAUCACUUUGGGAUUCCUGAUAGCCUCAGGAAUGUCUAGUCAGAGUGGAGGAACUCAUAUAACGUCAGUAAUAUCAAGACAUUCUUUAAGGAGACUCAGGUGUCCACACAGUGCUGGCAUCCCUAGAUCUCAGCUCCUCUUUUCUGAGGUUUCUAGUCUCCCGAGAUGAAGACCAAAGGAUUGGGUUUUGGAGACUACCUAAUGUGAGCAAUUAACAGUUGGUCCUCACCAAUUUUGUUUCAUUUGACAUUUUAGCCUCUGGUCUGAGCAAGUUUAAGGAUGAGAGAUAGCUGGAGGUUUGGACUUCUGCCAUGUGAGUCCGCAUGUCAGCACAGGCUGCUGGUUGUGUACUAAUGCUGGUCUGUAGGUUAUGAGAUUUCCCUGCAAUAAUAUGGAAUGUUCCAAGUCCACUGGCCUGUCCCCUAAAAUAAUGCCAUAUGCAACCCUCUUGCCUAGUUGUCUCAGUGAACAAAGGUCAUAUAACAGAAAAUUCUUGGGCUUCCCUGGUGGCGCAGUGGUUGAGAGUCCGCCUGCCGAUGCAGGGGACACGGAUUCGUGGGUUCGUGCCCCGGUCUGGGAAGAUCCCACAUGCCGCGGAGCGGCUGGGCCCGUGAGCCAUGGCCGCUGAGCCUGCGCGUCCGGAGCCUGUGCCCCGCAACGGGAGAGGCCACAACGGUGAGAGGCCUGCAUACCAUAAAAAAAAACCCCAAAAAACAAAAAAAAACAAACAAAAUUCUGUCCACAAAUUGUUUUGCCCGUAAAUUUCAUCAAUUAAAGUAAAAUGUUAUUUAGAUAUGAAAUAUAUUUGUCUUUAAGGCCCUAAUACUCCUACCCAUUAAUAUUAUUCUAUUAUUUUAGAAAUAUAUGUUUAAAAUAUAGACUCAGAGUUUUCUUCAAAAGUAGAGUAUAUAAGUUCAUGACUUAUAAUGUUACGUAUGCCUUUAACUAAGGUAAUGAAUGGCUCAUGUCUUACAUGAAAUCAGACAGAUGUACAUGAAUAUUUUCAGUUAAUGCAGGAGCUAAGAAUUUUUCAGUCAUGAUAUAGUAAUGGAUAAAUAUGUGAAGUAUGGGUAUGAAAUAAAAUGGUUAUUAAGUUAUUCAGUUUUUAAACCUGCAUCUUCAAUAGGCAUGUGUAUCUCGAUUAAUAUUCCAUUGGCUAUCAAGUCUUACACUAAUCAAUUGAUGCAAUACUCCUAAAUCAAUUUAGAAACUAUAUAGUAUCUGUCUUCCCAGUCCUUUUAAUAUUAGAUUUACAUCAUUUCAUUUAUUAUUAAAGAAUUUUAAGAUAAUAGUUUUGAAACUCUGAUUCCAGAGAAACGUAAGUGAUUGUACAUAUGUGAGGAAAAUACAAAUGCUAAGUUCUUGAAAACAUAUUUGAAACCAAAUUUUAGUACAUGAAAUAAUUGUAAAUUGCAAGAGACAUCUGGUAUAUACAAUAUCCUUUUGAAUCCACAACAUUGUUUAGAAUGAAUUUGCAAUAGCUUGUAUGUUUUAAGGGUUUAACUUGUCAUUGUUACCAAUACCAGGUAUAACUGGCUGAAAGUUUUAUUUAUUAUGCAUGGGAAGCAGUCUAUAUGUUUUGUGCACUGAUAAAUAAGUAAAAAGUAUAAUUAUUAGUUAACAUUAAUAUAACAAAGGAUUAUUCCUAAGUAAAACUGAUUUGAAGGGGAAAAAAACUUUUAGUUUAGUAGUAAAACUGUUGACCCUUGUUUUGUUUGUUAAGGAAAUCUAGCAUUGAUAAUACAUACUGAUUAACAUUUAAUUUUUCACAGUUGUUUAAUUGUAUAUUUGUGAAUUUCUUUUCUAAGUGUACUGGGCAUAUGAAAAUACUAUUAUACAACGUCUAUGACUUUUAAGUAGAUUAAAUAUUUUCUGUAAUUGCUUUAAAUACUACUUAUAAAUUCAUAGUACAAAAGUAGCUUAAUAUGGAAUUAAUGUAUACCAGAGAAUAAAAUUUCCAAAUUUGUGGAAUUUUAAGAUUUAACAAUUUUAAGCACCUCUGAAAUUGAUGCUUUAAUUACAGAAGAAGUUGAAUAAGAUAUCUGCCAAUUCAUCUCAAACUAAGUAGGUCUCAACUUCAAAUAUAAGAUAUUCUCAAAUAUUUUGGUAAUUAUGCUGGAAAUUGAUCACAAUGAGUAAAACUAUGAAGAAUCUGCACAUUAUUUUUUAAAGUUAUUAAAGUCAAUAAUCUUUCAAAAGCAGAAACACAAGUUACAAUGGAGCAGUAAGAGAUUUUUAAAAAUCUCUAUGUAUUUUACUCCAUUAACUUUCACAGAAGAUUUGAGGAACUUCAUUAGUUUAAGAGAUAUUUCAGCUUGUAAAUGUGAGUCCAUUUUCAUUAUAUUACAUGGACUUUUUAUUUUUGAUGAAAUGCUGAUUGCAGUUAUGUGUUUGAUUUUUCUCUAUAUAAUUUAUACUCAUUUAAAAAUGUCAUGAGAAUUAUUUGAAAGCUACUUUUCUUACACAUUUUAGUAUAUUACUUUAAAAAGUUUUUUUUAGAUUUUCUCCGAAUUGAUGAUGAGACAAAUAUCUAAAAAUCACAUUCCAGAGAUGCUAAAAAAGAAAAAUAACGUUAGUCAUGCUUUAUACUACCUGGUCUUAGCUUCUUUCUAAUCAUAUAAAAUUUAUAAAACUGUGUUGGCAAAAACAAACAAGGUGAUUGCAGAUAUAUUUUAUUUUUUUUUAAUUUAAUAAUCAAGAACAAGUGUAAUUAUACUGGUAUUCUUUUCAGAAUACAGUAAUUGAGUUUCUAAAACCCCAGUAUCUUGCCAAAUUAUGUAAAGUAUACACUUAAUUUUCUAGAGGGACUCAUUACAUUAAGGUGAUCCUUUGGCAAAUUCUUUUUUUUUUUAAAGUUGCAUGCUUCUUAAAGCAGAAAUCACUCAUGUUUGCAAGAUAAGAACAUGCAUUUCACCUAGUGAGAAAUGGAUGCUGUUGCUCGAUGUUAAAAAAAAUAAUAGUAAAGAAAGAAAGGGAGAGGGCCUUUAAAUGUUUAAAAGAAAAGAAUCUACCUACCUAUCUCUAUACCUGUAUUUUAGUGAUCUAAAGUAUGUGAAAUGGUCUAAAGCACAGUGGAAAAUUCAUACAAACUAUUUCUUUUGAGUAUUGAUUAUUGGGAGCAUCAGGGUGACAGAUAACUUGUCACUUUAAAAUAUUCUUUGUAAAAUGAUUCUUUUAAAAAGUCUGAGGACUUUCAAAAAUUAAAUUUAUGGAUCCUUUAAUAUAGUCUGUAAGAUUGCUUUAAAUACUGCUUAGAAAUUCAUUCAGCAUAUACCAAUGUAAUUUAAUAUGGAAUUAGUACAUAUUUGAGAUUAAAAUAUCCAAAUUUGUGGGUGUUAAGAGAUAACAAUUAGGAGUAACAAUGAAGUUAGUACUCUAAAUCUAGAACAUACUGAAUAAAAUAUCUUCCAAAUCACCUUAGUGUAAGUAGCUCUCAUUUUUAAAUAUUAGAUAUUCUCAAAAAUUCGUUAUUAAACUGGCAAUUGAUGACCACAGUUAACCAAAAUAGAAAAUCUGCACAUAUAUUUUUAAAUGUUCACUAAGUUAAUUAGCAUAAUUGAAAAAUGAGGAUAUAUGUACACAGAUGUGUGAAAAUAUUUUUCACAUGCUAAAUAAUAAAUAUUUCCUCCUGUUAAGCCAUGUGAUAUAUUGUUAAAGAAAUUCUGUGAAAUACUUCUGCUAUAGAAUUUGUCCUAUAUUUCUGAAUUCUGACUUCAUCUUGCUUUAGUGCCAUCAUUGCCUGCACAAAUGCCAAGUGAGCUUGGGUUGAAGUGUAGCCUGAGUGGAGUUGAAUAGCACAGUGCUUGUCUCUCCGAAUUACAGUAAAAACAUUUGAGAAAAUCCACUGAAACACAUGUUCAUUCAGCAGGUGUCAUGCACCUGCCAUGUGGAUGGAUAGUACUAGUACAUAUUAAUAUAUAGCACUAAGAAUAUUGUGCCCUUUGUUUUUCUAAUUAUCUUGACCUUUUUAGGCUCUGAGAGAACAGUGAAUCUAGUGAGUGUUGGCAUCUAUAUAGAACCAAACAUUUUCUAGGUCUCUAGUUCAGCUCUCAAUUAGUCCAUUAAUUCAUUCAUAGGUUUAUUCAUUUCUCCACUUACAAAGUGACUCUGCAUAUUCCUGGGAGUUCAAAUUUGCACAAAUACAGACAUGUUUCACGAACUGUUAACUGUUCAGGGAUGAUUCUCAAGAUUUGGUUUGCUUAAGAAUCAUUUGAGAAGCUUAUUAUUUAAAUGCCAAUUCCAGUGGCCUUUACCCCCAACUUUUGUU
Physeter macrocephalus (sperm whale) is the source of this 7183-nucleotide messenger RNA. It is a transcript of the gene C15H8orf34, whose product is annotated as chromosome 15 C8orf34 homolog. The record is from RefSeq and is a predicted model, not a curated record. The coding region runs from base 1 to 1131 and encodes 376 amino acids. The transcript has 7 exons. Lineage: Eukaryota; Metazoa; Chordata; Mammalia; Artiodactyla; Physeteridae.